Molecule: messenger RNA, 1058 nt
Organism: Aspergillus uvarum CBS 121591
Lineage: Eukaryota; Fungi; Ascomycota; Eurotiomycetes; Eurotiales; Aspergillaceae
Product: SDR family oxidoreductase
Exons: 2
Coding region: 21-1052 (343 amino acids)
Molecular function (GO): oxidoreductase activity, acting on the CH-OH group of donors, NAD or NADP as acceptor
Source: RefSeq, a predicted model, not a curated record
GCAUAAGCAAAGUCAACGUGAUGUCGAAGAUCGAAGAUCAAACAAUUCUCAUCACCGGAGCCUCCGGCUUCGUCGCAACGCACAUUCUCCUGGUCUUCCUCCAACGGGGCUACCGUGUACGUGGCACAGUCCGCUCCGAGCAAACUGCCGACAGAGUGCGUGAGAUCUUCGCGGAGUACGGUGACAAACUAUCCUUCACAAUCGUCAAGGAUAUCGCCCAACCGGGGGCGUUCGAUGAAGCCGUUAAGGAAGUUCAAGGCAUAAUCCACACCGCCUCCCCCUUCGCGUUCAGCGUCCAAGACCAAGAACGCGACCUCCUCCAACCCGCCAUCCAAGGUACCCUCCAGCUCCUCUCCGCCGCCCACCGCCACGCCCCCCAGGUGCAGCGCAUCGUGCUCACCUCGUCCUUCGCCGCCAUCGUCAACCUCCGCAAGGGCUACUGGCCCGAACACACCUACACCGAAGCAGACUGGAACCCGGAGACAUACGAACAGGCCAAGACCGCUGACGGACCCACGGCGUACUGCGCUUCGAAGGCGCUGGCCGAGAAAGCCGCGUGGGAGUUCGUGGAGCGCGAGAAGCCCAACUUUACCCUGUCGACGAUCUGUCCCCCGAUGAUCUACGGGCCGGUCGAGCACCACGUAGCGAGCCUGGAUCGUCUGAACGAGAGCGCCGCGGACGUGUAUCGGUUCAUGAACGGGAGUCUGAGAGAGAUCCCCCUUACGGGAUUCCCGGCCUGGGUGGAUGUGCGGGAUGUGGCGGAGGCGCAUCUGCGCGCGUUUGAGGUCGAGGGGGCGGCCAACGAGCGGUUCUUUGUGGUCGCCGGCAAUUUUGAUUAUGCGCAGGUUUGUGAGGUUUUGAGAACCAAGGUGCCUGGGGUCGAUACGACGAAGGUUCCUCAGGGCAAGGCGGCGCGGGAGGUGCCCCAGGUGUAUGGGGUGUCGAAUGAGAAGGUGCGCACGCGGCUGGGGAUCGAGUUCUAUUCCCUGGAGGCGAGUAUCAAGGAUACGGCGGAGUCUUUGUUGAAGCUCGAGAAGACAUUAGGGCAAUGAUGGCCG